UUUUGAGUAUAUUCUCAAAGCUUCACCUUUCAAAUCUCUACAUAAAUUAUAUUCGACGAAUUUCGAUGAAAGUACAAAAUCGAUGUGCGGUGUAAAAUUUCUUCUAAUAAAUAUUGUGGUGUUGGGACAUAUAUGCCUGAUUGUAUUGUUUUUCCGCACAGUAGGAGAUAAAUAUACCAAUAUCUUCAAGCUUCUGAAUCUUCUUUUAUUCGAAAUUAUUCUCCAAGGCGUCACUAUGAUAGAGGCAUUCUUCUUCUACAGGUGUUUUUCAACGUAUUAUGGUUCCUCGGUGUGUUACUGCAACUUUCCAUCUUAAUGUCACUGUUAUUAUAUAUUGUUGACAGAUGGCCCAGAUUUGGAAGACUCGUCAUAAUUGUAUUAAUGUUAACAGGGAUUAUCAUGUAUAUAGUUGAUGUAGUUUCGAACAGAUAUUACGUGAUAUUUGGAAUACCUGCUGCUUCCGAGGAAACCUAUAAAUAUUUUGCUGAUAAUUAUUGUAAACCAUAUUAUUCUCAUCUUGGUAUUUAUUGUUUUGGUGCUUUAAUUGGAGAUAUAUUAAGGAAUAAGAAAAAGGUCACAUUUGGAAAGAUUACCAUUUUACUUUGUUGGACCGGAUGCAUUGUCUUAAUGACAUUAUCAAUUUUUGGAGUGCAUAGUUACAAGAAAAAUAUUAUGGCCAACGAAAAUAUAAUCAUCGCUUUUCAGUGCAUUGCUCCAUUUGCUUGGACACUAGGAUUAGCUUGGUUGACAGUGGCUUGUGUCACAGGUCACGGAGGAACCCUCAAUCGUGUGUUAUCUCUUCGUAUUUUUGUGGUGUUAAACAGUCUGUAUGUUUGGAUAUAUCUGCUUCACGGUCUGAUUAUCUAUUAUGUUGUUUGCAGUAUGAGAAAGGCUACAGGUGUUUUACAGUUUAAUAUGUGGCUGCUUUAUUCUUUUGUUAUGUUCUUGUCACUUAUUGCUGCUCUGUUCUUCUUUGUAUUCUUCGAAUCCCCAUUGAACAGUCUUCUGUCUAUCGUGCUAAGAAGUAGAACAUCGCAAGAAACAGUAAUUCCCAAUCAAAACGUUACAGAAAUGAAGACAGGAAAAAGUUCAAAAAUUUCUGUUUUUUGAUAAACGUUGCAAAUUAUAUUAACAUUAUAUGUGCUGAUGAGAUAAGACUAUGUUAAUUAAAUAACUAUAAGUACAGUAUAUUCAGUAUGAGUUAUUAUGACAAUGUCAUAUGUCUCGCAAGUGGUAUAAGGUUCUGCUUGAUCUUUAUUGCUGCUUUCGUAUACUUAUAUGAUUUUUUCUUGUAAACUUGGUUCAUACUACUUACAUUUGUAAUAAUCUUUUUAUAAUUUUCCUGACUGUUAUGUUUUAUAAUAUACACAGAGACUGUAACUAGGACCCAAUUUAACGUCUAACAGGUAAAUAAAAUAGUAGCUAACUAAACUCGUUGGAAUUAAAUAAUUGUUUAUCUUUGUUUAUUUUGAAACUGUGUCUUCUUUAAUUUGUUUUUUUCUGUCACAUCCAAGGAAAACCUUGUAAAUACCGGCAUCGCAAGUGUGAUCUAUGUACUGUUCAGUCUUAUGCCGAGAAUGUUUAAGUCUACAAAUUUUUAACUGUAAAUAUGUAAUUUUAACCAAGAUAUAUCUUGUUAAGAAGUUCUAAAUAAUAUAUAUCACAAGAAAAGCCGACAGCAGA
Molecule: messenger RNA, 1683 nt
Organism: Centruroides sculpturatus (bark scorpion)
Lineage: Eukaryota; Metazoa; Arthropoda; Arachnida; Scorpiones; Buthidae
Product: nose resistant to fluoxetine protein 6-like
Exons: 8
Coding region: 316-1110 (264 amino acids)
Molecular function (GO): acyltransferase activity, transferring groups other than amino-acyl groups
Source: RefSeq, a predicted model, not a curated record